AACUUUGAUAAUGAGCGCCUGGCUAUUGCUAGACAAAGAAUCCCAUACCGACUUGGUCGGGUAGUUGACGAGUGGCUACUCGACAAAGGUAAACAAAAAAUUAAUUAAUCCAUUAAACAGUUACUAAAUCCAGUUAAAUCCCUCUGUCUAAUCCCUGUAAGAGGUGCAGUGCCAAGAGACAAAGGCGACAAGCAAAGGAUCAAAUGCUUUUACCUACUGUAUGUACGGUAUAAAGAUACAGAUGUCAGCAUGUUGGGUUGGGUCUGUUUGGGACUUUGGACUGAAAUUGACUGUGGAUGGUAGUGAUUAUGAUGGGAAUCAGCCAUAUAACCAAUAGCCAUUUAGAAUAACCUACCUAAUGCCAUUUAGUAUCAUGGGCGACAGUACAGUACAUCUACCAGGUAUCCUUUGCCAUCCCCAGACCUUCUGGGAAUGCUGCACCUCUUCAGAGAUUUUAAAACCAAUUAACUAAAUAAACAUAACCCCUGACUAACCCUCCAAAAAGUCCCUCCUAAUUAUUGUGUUUAAUUAGAUGCUGCUGACUUUAUUACCUUGUUAUUAUCUGUUUAUUAUUCUUGUGACAUGAACAUCAUUACAAUGAUAAAUAACCUGCUAAACAACUGGAAUAAUUAGCUGGUAAAGGAACAUUUAAUCUAAUGCUGGUGGUUCUUGCAAAAAGGUAUUACAGUAUCUCACAAUAAACCUUCCAUUUAAAUUCACAUCCUGGUCUCUCUAAAUUCUCUAAACUGGAUGGUUCAUGUAUAGUCUACACUGCGGUUAAUUGGCCAUGCUAAAAGCCCCAUGCUAAUGUAACCCCCACUAAACACCACUAUACUCUCCCUACUAUACCUCCAGAUGAUUUCCUUGCAUUCUUGGCAACCAUAUUACAGACAUGUUCAGGGACAAAGGGGCUGAGACCCUGGCAGACAGGUAAAUUACUGUCACUGCAACACUACAUAUGAUAUAUAGUUAAUCAACGUUCUCCAGAUAAGGACUCACAUUACAUUACCCGCUCUGAACAUGCUGAUCUCACUGAGUGAUGAUUUAACAGUAACAGUGCUUACUAUCAGUGCUGCUUCGGAGAACCAACACUGAUUGGUCCACCAACCUCUGACUGAGAGGAUGAAUGGGGAAAUGCCCAGUCACUAGUUGUCCAUCAAUUCAGAGAAACGACUUCCUGUGUUUUAUGAAGGGAAGUUAUGUGCGUACACUUUCCCAUGACUCUCCUUUCUCCCAUUGCGCUCUGUAAACACACUGAUAGCUAAAUGAAAGUAAAAGUAUACCCAAUAUUGUGCCAUCUUCCCCUUUGCAAAGACUUAACCGAUUUGAAAAGCCCCUUUUUUGACCCUAUGACCAGGAUUAAGCCAAGUCACUAACUCUGCUUUUAAACACUAACCAGUUGAUGUACCAAGCUAACAUUCAAACUAACCACACCUUACCCUCAGACCAUAUGGGCCCUUGUCUAUGUGACCAAUAAGAUGUCUGAAUAGAAAUAUACAAAAUACAAACCAGAACACUUUGAUUGAAUUAAACAUUCCAGACAAGGUGUUAACAUACCUAUUAUGACAUUUUACUAAGGCCCUUCUGAGUCUUUAACAUGGUAUAACUCAUUUUAUAAACUGGGUGGUUCGAACCCUGAAUGCUGAUUGGCUGACAGCCGUGGUAUAUCAGACCGUAUACCACGGAUAUGACAAAACAUUUAUUUUUACUGCUCUAAUUACAUUGGUGACCAGUUUAUAAUAGCAAUAAGGCACUUAGGGGGUUGUUGGUAUAUGACCAAUAUACCACGGAUAAGGGCUGUAUCCAGGCACUCCGCUUUGCGUUGUGCUUAAGAACAGCCCUUAGCCGUGGUAUAUUGGCCAUAUACCACACCCCUUCGGGCCUUAUUGCUUAAAUGUAAUUGGAUGUCUGCCUGUUUGUGUCUGUCUCUCUCUCUCUCCACUUCUAUCUCUUUCUUCUUCUAUCUCUCUUUCUCCUCUUCCUUUACCUCACUACAGGACGACAGCUGACCAUCUUCAACAGCCAGGCAGAGAUAAAGAUCGGGGGUCAGGACAAGGGCCGGCCGUUCCAGGGCCAGAUCUCUGGUCUCUACUAUAACGGCCUGCAGGUGCUGAAGCUGGCAUCAGAGAGUGACCCCAGUGUCCAGGCCGAGGGGAACCUGAGGCUGGUGGGAGACUCACUGUCAGUGCUGACCACUGAGACCACCUCCACCACCCCACUGGCUGUCUCCGACAUGUCCACCACAAUCAUGGAGACCACCACCACCAUGGCCACCACCACCACCCGCAGGCAACGCUCCCCCAGCAUGAGGGAGAGCAUCUCCCAGGUCAGAGGGAGGGCCGGGUGGGGGCUUGUGGUCAGGGCAGGGUACUAGGGCCAUGUUAAUAUAAUAAUAAUAUAAUAAUAAUAUAAUAUAAUAUAAUAAUAUAUAAUAAUGUUGAACAUUAUUAGUGACCAAUGGUGCAAAAGGUGAUGUAAUGAUGGCUAAUGACUCAGACUAGCCAUUUUAUCAGUGUUAACAGUCCCUCAUUCAGUAAUCCUGGCUUUAACAUUGUACUAUAAGAAACUGUAUGUACGGUCUUCUCCUAAUGCUAGAGGUGAUUCUGACAGGACUGUGGGUGAGCUAGUGUGAGGGCUAAACAGUAGGCCGACAGCAUACUGUAAGUAACCGUUUAGAUGGGAGAGUUCUGUGAAGACAGACAGACAGACAGACAGACAGACAGACAGACAGACAGACAGACAGACAGACAGACAGACAGACAGACAGACAGACAGACAGACAGACAGACAGACAGACAGACAGACAGACAGACAGACAGACAGACAGACAGACAGACAGACAGACAGACAGACAGACAGACAGACAGACAGACAGACAGACAGACAUUACCAAGAGGUUGGCUGCAUGAGACAGAUGCUCCGUCUACAUUAUAUCUCAUUGACACUCAACAGGCAGACAAAUCAGAGAGCACUGCAAAAACAAUCCUUAAAGAACACUUUCACAGGAACAAUCUCCCUGUCUUUCAAUUCCCUUGCACAUUUUCAACAUAACUAUGCUGCUUGCCUCUGCCGAUAAGAGGCAGUAGUUACUCAUUAAAACCAAGAGCUUUUCAAUAAGGGAAAACAGACAAAGCACUGGACCUAGACACGUCUUUGAAAAUAAGUUAGCUCUCUAUUGAAAGUGUUUUUCCAAUUGCUGGUUUGUUAAACUCUCAUUCCAACGUGAAAUAUUGUCUACUCUCUAUGUUGGCGAAAUGUAUUCAGUUCCAUUUGUGUGUUUUUGUAUUGUGCCUUUUAAAUGUCAUGGUAACAGUUCACAGUAGUUACAAAACUAGCAGACCCUGUGGAAGUCAACUCCCUCAGAGAUGUGAUGCACUCUUUCUUUUUUUUUCAAAUCCCAAAAAGCUAGAUUGACAGGGUUUUUAGCAGAUGAAGCUACAUUAUUUUCCUACACUGACUAUUGUUAGGCCACCACAUAGAUCCAAGCAGAAGGCCACACCACAUUUAGAGUAAGUUGUCAAGAGACCACCAUCCUCCGUUCCUCCCAUUCCUUGGAUUAAACCUUAUAUGCCUUCGACUUUGUUCAUCAAGAGAUGAAGGAAGGUCACGCUCAAUAACAAUUUAUGCCAAUCACGGCUAAACUGCCUAUUUCCAUAUCCAGCGAUCCGGUAGUCAUUUGCAUGAAUGUUGAUUAACCUAAAUUCAACCCCACGUAGAACCUUGGAGUAGCUUUAAUCCAGUCUUGCUUAAUGUAAAUAGCCCUAGGGAGACCAGGGCCCAGAUUCACAAAACACUUCUUACACAAAAACUUAAGAAGCCUCUUAAGAAAAAUAAUAAGAAGGUCAUAAGAUAGUUCAUAAGUGCAAUUCCUCAACAAUAUCUUAAGAUUUAAUGAUUUUCUUACGAACUUCUCAAAUAUCUAAUUACAAAUCUUCUUCAGAUGUUUGUUGCUAGGCAACCGUUUUAGCUAGCUAUUUAGCUAGCAAUGGCAAUCAUGUUAGCAUAUUUCUUACUGAUAUUACUGUUCUAAAACAUGUUCUUGUGUUUAAAAUAAUCAAUACUGAAACUUUCAAAUGAUGUUUGUGAGUGAAUAAAAAAAAAAUAAUUGCUUUCAUGAGCUUUUUCUCUCACUGCCCUGAGUUUAAGUCUAGGGUUUAGUUGUCUUGGAAUUAAGAACAUUUCCAAUAACCUUUUUGAGGAAUAGCGACUUUGCUUAACUUUCUUCUUAAGUCUAUUAAGGAAAAAAUGGCAGUUAAGAAGAUAUAUGAGAAGAAAGAACGCUGCAGCCUGUCUGGUGUUCAACCUUCCCAAAUUCUCUCAUGUCACCCCGCUCCUCCGCACUCUCCACUGGCUUCCAGUUGAAGCUCACAUCUAUUACAAAACCAUGGUGCUUGCCUACGGAGCUGUAAGGGGAACGGCACCUCCUUACCUUCAGGCUCUGAUCAGACCCUACACCCAAACGAGGGCACUACGUUCAUCCACCUCUGGCCUGCUAGCCCCCCUACCUUUACGGAAGCACAGUUCCCGCUCAGCCCAGUCAAAGCUAUUCGCUGCUCUGGCACCCCAAUGGUGGAACAAGCUCCCCCACGACGCCAGGACAGCGGAGUCACUGACCACCUUCCGGAGACACUUCAAACCCUACCUCUUUAAGGAAUACCUGGAAUAGUAUAACAGUAAUCCUUCUACCCCCCCUCCCCCACCCCCCCAUAAAAAAGGGGGGGGUGGUUGUCCCACUGGCUAUCCUAAGUUGAAUGCACCAAUUUGUAAGUCGCUCUGGAUAAGAGCGUCUGCUAAAUGACUUAAAUGUAAAUGUUUUGUGAAUCUGGUUCCCAGCAGAAUGUGGCUAACUACCAUGCUUGCCCUUUCAACACAUGAAAACAUAAUUUAUCAUUUAUGUUCAUGGGCUAUCUGAAUAUUUAAAUCAACAUCAGUCACUUGGAAAGAGAGGUUAGCAAAAUAGUAAACAGUACAAAUCUAAAAUAUAUUCAAAGUAUUUUUCUUUUUUUCUAUAACACUCUAAAUAGGAGAGACAAACACCUGUGUAAUCACUUGGCAAUCCUCUCCCCUCUGUUGUGAUUAGGAUUUAUCCUCCUGUUACAGGAGGGGGUCGCAGUUCCGGAGCGACCCACUAGGUGUCUUCCUAUGACAACCUUAGGCACCUUCUCACUCACAGUCUGGACUAAUCAUUAUCCUAUUGGUGUCACCUGUGUCUACCUGUUCACCUGUGUAUUUAUGCCCUCACUUCCCUGUGUUCCCUUGCUCUUUUCUCUCUGCUAGUUUCUCGAUGCCAAACAGUACUACUCAGUGUCUGAUUGCGAGACGUAUGUACAGGUACUUGAGAAGUGUUCUCCCUGUUUCAUGUUUGCUGUCAGCCUGUUUUUGGAGACCAAUUUGCUCCUCCUUUAUUUUAUUGUGACAAGUCCGUUAUUUUGUAUCCUGGUUUUGGGACCACCGGUAAAGAUCCUUGUUUCACCAUCUCUGCCUACUGUCUAUCCUGCACCGCACCUGGGUCACACAGAGCCUAUAUGGACCCAGCGGAGGCAGCACAGUAUCGUAACGCAUUGGCAACGCAGGGAGCUAUGCUGAACCAGCAUGACCGCAGCCUGCAGCAGAUCACUGAGAAUCUCCGCCUACCACCUCCGGAGAGGUACGACGGACGUCCAGAGGGCUGAAGGGAAUUCCUCACCCAGUGUUCCCUGGUAUUCAGCCUACAACCCUCCUCCUUCCCGACGGAGCAGGGCCGGGUGGCCUACAUUAUCACUCUGUUGACGGGUCGGGCCCUUUCUUGGGCUACCGCGGAGUGGGAGAGCCAAACUCCGGCGUGCUCCUACUCCUACCAAUUCACAAGGUGUUCGACACCUCUCGGGUGAUGUCGGGCACGAGGCCGGGAGGCGGCUCACGGCCUGUCGGCAGGGUGACCGUUCGGUGGCGGACUACUCUGUGGAGUUCCGGACCCGGGCUCGAGAGGCAGGAUGGGAGGAGGCCGCCCUGGUCGUCCUAUCCGCGCAGGGUCUAUCGGAGGGGAUGAAGGACAAACUCUCCUUCAGGGAGCUGCCUGAGCGACUGGACGGCCUCGUCGACCUCUCGGUGCGGAUAGACAAUCGGUGUCGUGAGAGGGCGCACAAGAGAGGGAUGACGCAAGGCGUCCAGGAUGGAGAAGCAGAGACGUCUGUGCCAGGGAUGUUGCCUGUACUGCGGCCAGACAGGUUACCACUGCGACUCCCGGAAAAUGGGAGGGCUCGCUAAUAUCGGGAGGAUAACCCCAACCCCAGAGACUCCCGGACUUUUCUCUCCGUCAGGGUUCAGUGGGCCCGCACUGCGCGUCGGGUGCAUACACUGGUGGAUUCGGGGGCCUGGACAAGGGGCUGGCCAAAGGGUGAAGCGUUCCGUUACUCUCCCUCUCCGAGACGGUUCCGGUCAUGGGCCUGGACGGCCGGCCGCUGGGGUCGGGCUUCAUCACCCGGCGCACUGUCCCCGUGCGUGUCCGGGUGGCAGGGGAGCUAUGGGAGGAUAUCCAGUUUUUCAUUGUGGACUCUCCGGAGUGUCCCCUCAGGUACCACACUGCGAACCGCUUACUGCCCUAGCGGCAGUUGCCACAGGGAGGAUAGCGGCUACAGACUCCGUCACCAGCCCAGACCUGGCAGGCGUUCCCCGGGAGUAUUGAGAUCUGGGGGAGGUGUUUAGUUAGAGGCGUGCCAAGGGCCUACCUCCUCACAGGCCAUACGACUGUGCUAUCGAUCUCCUGCCGGGCGCAAUGCCCACACGAGGGCGAUUGUUUUCCUUGUCCUGGCCGGAGACGCUGGCCAUGAGGGAGUAUAUCGACGAGGCACAUCCGUCCCUCUACCUCACCCGCAGGCGCGAGCUUCUUCUUCGUGGGGAAAAAGGACGAUGGGCAGCGGCCAUGCAUUGAUUACCGGGCGCUCAAUGACAUCACGGUUAAGAACCGCUACCCACGCCCCCUGAUGACGACGGCAUUCGAGUUGUUGCGGGGAGCCCGGGUCUUCACCAAGUUGGACUUGCGAAAUGCCUACAACCUGAUGAGGAUUCGGGAGGGGGACGAGUGGAAGACGGCUUUUAACACACCCAGUGGGCAUUACGAGUACCAAGUCAUGCCAUUCGGUCUAGUCAACGCGCCUGCGGGUUUCCAGGCGUUGGUCAAUGACGUGCUCCGGGACCUCCUCUACUACAGCAUUUUAGUGUAUUUGGAUGACAUCCUAAUAUUUUCAAAGGACAUGAGUGAACACCAGCAGCACGUUCGGCAGGUCCUCCAACCAGCUCUACGUCAAGGCGGAGAAGUGUUUGUUCCACACAGACAGUCUCCUUCCUGGGGUUCAUCGUCACCAAGGGGGACCUACGGAUGGACCCAGCCAAGGUCAGCGCGGUACAGGAUUGGCCCCAGCCCUCAUCCCUCAAGCAACAACAACAGUUUUUAGGGUUCGCUAAUUUUUAUAAGCGAUUUAUUUGCAAUUUUUGCGCUGAAGCGGCGCUUUACAUCGGCCCGGUCCUCGGGCAUCCUGAUCCGUCCCUGCCGUUCAUUGUGGAGGUGGAUGCUUCAGACUUGUUCCUCACGGACGGUAAGACUCACCCCUUCGUAUUUUUCUCCCGUCGGCUGUCCCCGGCAGAGCAGAAUUACGACGUGGGGAACCGUGAGCUGCUAGUGGUCAAGCUCGCCCUGGGGGAGUGGAGGCAUUGGCUAGAGGGGGCCGCCCAUCCAUUUGUCGUAUGGACUGACCAUAAUAACUUAGCCUACAUUCAGGGGGCCAAGAGGCUCAACUCGCACCAGGCCAGGUGGGCGUUGUUCUUCACCAGGUUCCGGUUCACGAUCUCAUACCGUCCGGGGUCGAAGAACACCAAGCAGUUCAACCCCGUGGACCUGGUGGAGAGGGACGACCCUAUUGUCCCCAACGCCCUGAUUGCUGCCCCAGUUUCGCGGGGAAUUGAUAGGAUGGUCCCGUGUAGCUCAGUUGGUAGAGCAUGGCACUUGCAACGCCAGGGUUGUGGGUUUGAUUCGCACGGGGAGCCAGUAUGAAAAUGUAUGCACUCACUAAUUGUAAGUCACUCUGGAUAAGAGCGUCUGCUAAAAUGACUAAAAUGUUUUAAUGUAAAUGGUCAGAGCAGCGCUACGCCGAGAGCCCGAUCCGGGCGGGGGUCCAUCGGGGAGGAUGUAUGUACCCAUGGCUGUGCGUUCGCGACUGCUUCAGUGGGCGCACGCGUCCGACCUCACCAGCCAUCCGGGGAGUGCCAGGACGUUGGAGUUCCUGCGUAGGAUGUUCUGGUGGGGAUACGCGCGCCUUCGUGGCGGCUUGUCCGGUGUGCGUGCGCUCGAAGAGUUCAGGUGUUCUCCCUGUUUCAUUGUUGUUUUCAGUCGUAGUUAGUAUUUCGUAUGUUUGCUGUCAGCCUGUUUUGGGAGACCAAUGUGCUCCUCCUUUAUUUUAUUGUGACAAGUCCGUUAUUUUGUAUCCUGGUUUUGGGACCACCAGUAAAGAUCCUUGUUUCACCAUCUCUGCCUACUGCCAACUGUCUAUCCUGCAACGCACCUGGGUCACACCUCACACCAACCCUUAUAUCCUCCAUCCUCUACUCUAUAGGGUUAAGACAGCAGGCCUCCUAUGGACAUGUUACUGAACAACACAGUCAACUUCCUCUGUACCAAUAGAUGACAGUAGUGGAAUAUGAAAUGCUGUAUUUAUUUCUUAGGUAGUGCUCUUCGUUUUAAAGUGUUUUGUGUAUCAGUCUCUGGGCUGAACAUUUGUUAUGAUGUCAUGUCAUACAUUUCUGAAACAAACCAAAUGAAUAAAAGCUACAAUGGCACCAUAAACAAUAAACGUCUCUUAUGAAACUACAGCCGUUGUAUAUACAAACACAGGGAGGAGGGACUAAUUGCUUUAUGAAUACAGUCAGGCAGAUCUAAUGCAGCAAUACAGCAUAUUUUAAUUAGAGACUCAAAAUGCCACAAUGGUGCUGUGUGGAUCUGAGAGCAAGACACAAGUGCCAAACAAGACAACUCUUUUAUUGUCCUACCAUUUCAAACGGCAAAACAAUUGUUCUGAUCACAGUUACUAAAGCUUUAUUGACAACAACAAAAAACAUAGUGUUGAUACCCUUUAAAAAAAACAAAAAACUAUGGCUCCAAAUGUCUUAAAAGCAUAUUUGAUGGAUGACUGUACUCUGUAAUAGCCAUGGCCCAGUAAGCAUGUCAAGUUCUGGACACAUUCCAUGUGACUGUCUGUAAAUAAAUUGAUAUGGUAUGGCGGGCCAAAGGCUCCUUCCUCCAGCUAAAUAAGUUGGUAAUAGGCCUGUCCAUACGAUAAUGAAGGAGAUACAUUGAUGUCAAUCAUGGCCUAACUGCUUACUUCCCUGUCUAUGUGACUCGAGGUCAUUAGCAUAGAUUUACAUAGACUAGAUUUCUCAAGCCCUUGUUGAAUUUCAAUGAUCUUUCUGAAGGUCAUAAUGCCAGACAGCUUUAGGUUUUGGCUACACCUACUGGGUGUUUUUAGUAACUACAUUCUUUGAAAAGCAUUCCGGACAGGCCAAUGAAUAAUGUACUGUAUGUGAGAGCUGUCAAAUAGCAGUGUCUCAUAUCCUACAUGUGCAGAUAUGAUUUAUCAUGAGGUGUCUGUGCUUUGACAUGUGAGGACCAAGUGAUGCAUUCAUGUAAUCUCCGGAUCAAACUAUGUGAUAUUUAUAUAGCUUCAGUAGUCCAGGAUAUUGAUGAAUGUACAGGGACAGGAGGUAUUAGGAAAUAAAUGUUUGAGCACAAUCAUUGCAUCAUGGAACUAGAGCUGUGAAAUUGAAUCCUGGCCCAUAAUGGAUUUUUAUUCUACUAUUGAUCUGGUGGAAAUAGCAAGGGCUGCCUUAGUUUUUAUGAAGAAUUCUCAAAUAAUGAAGUUUCACUUACAAAGCUUUUUUUGAAAUACCUUUGUAUUAUUAUUUUAUUAAUGUCUGACAUUGACAACUAAGAGUUUUAAAGAUGCUGGUAAGAUGCAGUAUAGAUCGCAAAGCCACCAACGUUGUGUCCUCUUCUCCUCUUCUCUUCAGUCUCAGAACUCGGAUGACAUCUUGGUGGCGUCUGCUGAGUGUCCCAGUGAUGACGAGGAUCUGGAGGAGUGUGAGCCUGGAACAGGUGAGUCUGUCUGUCAGCCCUGGCCUGGGGUUCAGUGUCAUAUCAAGGCCCUAGGAGGGACCGGGAGGGAGCAGGAUCUCCCCCACUCUACUGGGUGUCUUCCUACACUAGGGACCAGUUGGUUAGUUUGAAUCAGCUCAUGGAUAAAUCGUAUGGUUCUUGAUCUAGCUAGCCUUAUUAUCGCUACUUUCAUUUUGUCUGUUCUCGUUGCUCAUUUUGUCCUCAGCUACUAACUCUGCUCUGAACUCGCUGUUAGGGGAGAUUUCAUUACUGCCGCUAGCUAGCAAGGAUCUUAUCUGAAGAUUAUAAGAGCUCAUUCUACCCUUUGUGUCCACUCCCCUAAACAAAAUAAAUAAACAACUGUGGAAAACAGCUGGGACAUUCUUGAAUUACAGUGGUAAAUUGGGUCUAUAUUAAAGAACAUUAUUAGCUAGUCACACCCUUUUAGUAUGUCAUAAAUUUGAGGAUUCCAUUGAUAAUUUGGUAUCUUAAUCACAAGUGUCACUUGGCGUUAGUCAAUUUAAAUGAAGGGAAAUAACAUAGUGAGCAAAAUGAUUAAUCAUAUCACUUUAGUCAAUUAUUUUUUAAGGUUUGAUGACCUUACAUUUCAGCAUUUGUGGCCUCCAUUUCAGAAAAUCCUGAGUUACCUAAAAUGUAUAAUUGGUGUUACCAUAAUUGGUUUUACCAUCAUUGGUGUUACUUCUCAUACUGGUGGCACAAUGUUAUCAUAAUGGUAAAAACAAAUAGUAAAUAUUAUUUCAUCAUUUAAUCUACCAUUAUUAGUUGAUUUAGAAUGGAAAGAUGUACCCAAAUACAUGUAAAUCAAUCAAAAUCUAGAAGAAUGUAGUAAUUCCUUUCCAAAAUGCUAUGCUCAAAUGUUACCGUAAUGAAAGAACGACCCAGCUGGGCCCUUCAAUGUACAGCUGGUUGGCGGAGGCGGUGCUCAUAUCCAUCUCAUAGAAGACUUUGACCUUGGUGUGCGUGGAUGACUUAUCUUAAUACUCCUGCAGCUAUCACUGCCUCUGGCUCCAUAUUUCACUACUAGGGUUACUCAUGAAAUGUAUUACAUGUACGAAAUGCAGAAGGGGUUGUUUUUGUCUUACUUCAUUUUUGUAAUAAAAGGCAUUCUUGUUUUCAUGCAAAUGUUUCAAGUGUUUCAGAAGCGACAUUAGAUCAUGACAGACCGGUCGGCCUUACUUGUCCCCAGUAGAGUUAGGUGAAUGUCCCCAGUAGAGUUAGGUGAAUGUCCCCAGUAGAGUUAGGUGAAUGUCCCCAGUAGAGUUAGGUGAAUGUCCCCAGUAGAGUUAGGUGAAUGUCCCCAGUAGAGUUAGGUGAAUGUCCCCAGUAGAGUUAGGUGAAUGUCCCCAGUAGAGUUAGGUGAAUGUCCCCAGUAGAGUUAGGUGAAUGUCCCCAGUAGAGUUAGGUGAAUGUCCCCAGUAGAGUUAGGUGAAUGUCCCCAGUAGAGUUAGGUGAAUGUCCCCAGUAGAGUUAGGUGAAUGUCCCCAGUAGAGUUAGGUGAAUGUCCCCAGUAGAGUUAGGUGAAUGUCCCCAGUAGAGUUAGGUGAAUGUCCCCAGUAGAGUUAGGUGAAUGUCCCCAGUAGAGUUAGGUGAAUGUCCCCAGUAGAGUUAGGUGAAUGUCCCCAGUAGAGUUAGGUGAAUGUCCCCAGUAGAGUUAGGUGACUUGUUUUCAUUGUUUUCCAAACCUUGGUAUUUUUACAGCUUUGUUCCCUAAUAAUACAAUACUAAUACAUUUAUGCCGCCUGAAGGUACCACGUUCAUCUACACAAACAAUAGUACGCAAGUAUAAACACCAUGGGACCACGCAGCCGUCAUAACGCUCAGGAAGGAGACGCCUUCUGUCUCCUAGAGAUGAACCUACUUUGGUGCAAAAAGUGCAAAUAAAUCCCAGAACAACAGCAAAGGACCUUGUGAAGAUGCUGGAAGAAACAGGUACAAAAGUAUCUAUAUCCACAGUAAAACGAGUCCUAUAUCGACAUAACCUGAAAGGCCGCUCAGCAAGGAAGAAGCCAGUGCUCCAAAACCGCCAUAAAAAAGCCAGACUACGGUUUGCAACUGCACAUGGGGACAAAGAUCGUACUUUUUGGAGAAAUGUCCUCUGGUCUGAUGAAACAAAAAUAUAACUGUUUGGCCAUGAUGAACAUCGUUAUGUUUGGAGGAAAAAGGGGAAGGCUUGCAAUCCAAAGAACACCAUCCCAACCGUGAAGCAUGGGGGUGGCAGCAUCAUGCUGUGGGGGUGCUUUGCUGCAGGAGGGACUGGUGCACUUCACAAAAUAGAUGGCAUCAUGAGGAAGGAACAUUUUGUGGAUAUAUUGAAGCAACAUCUUAAGACAUCAUUCAGGAAGUUAAAGCUUGGUCUCAAAUGGGUCUUUCAAAUGGACAGUGACCCCAAGCAUACUUCCAAAGUUGUGGCAAAAUGGCUUAAGGACAACAAAGUCAAUGUAUUGGAGUGGACAUCACAAAGCCCUGACCUCAAUCCUAUAGAAAAUGAGUGGGCAGAACUGAAAAAGUGUGUGCGAGCAAGGAGGCCUACAAACAUGACUCAGUUACACCAGCUCUGUCAGGAGGAAUGGGCCAAAAUUCACCCAACUUAUUGUGGGAAGCUUGUGGAAGGUUACCCGAAACGUUUGACCCAAGUUAAACAAUUUAAAGGCAAUGCUACCAAAUACUAAUUGAGUGUACUUCUGACCCACUGGGAAUGUGAUGAACGAAAUAAAAGCUGAAAUAAAUCAUUCUCUCUACUAUUAUUCUGACGUUUCACAUUCUUAAAAUAAAGUGGUGAUCCUAACUGACCUAAGACAGGGAAUUUUUACUAGGAUUAAAUGUCAGGAAUUGUGAAGAAUUGAGUUUAAAUGUAUUUGGCUAAGGUGUAUGUAAAGUCCGACUUCAACUGUAUAUAUAUACAGUGUAUUCAACCCCCUUGGCGUUUUUCCUAUUUUGUUGCAUUACAACCUGAAAUUUAAAUGGAUUUUUAUUUGGAUUUCAUGUAAUGGACGAACACAAAAUAGUGAAAUGAAAAAAAUUACUGGCUAUCAUAAGUUGAAUGCACCAAUUUGUAAGUCGCUCUGGAUAAGAGCGUCUGCUAAAUGAUGUAAAUGUAAAUGUUUAAAAAAAAUCUAAAACAUAAAUAACGGAAGAGUGGUGCAUGCAUAUGUAUUCACCCCCUUUGCUAUGAAGCCCCUAAAUAAGAUCUGGUGCACCCAAUUACCUUCAGAUGUCACAUAAUUAGUUAGAUUGCACACAGGUGGACUUUAUUUAAGUGUCACAUGAUCUCAGUAUAUAUACACCUGUUCUGAAAGGCCCCAGAGUCUGCAACACCACUAAGCAAGGGGCAACACCAAGCAAGCGGCACCAUGAAGCCCAAGGAGCUCUCCAAACAGGUCAGGGACAAAGUUGUGGAGAAGUACAGAUCAGGGUUGGGUUACAUUUUACAUUUACAUUUUAGUCAUUUUAGCAGACGCUCUUAUCCAGAGCGACAUACAGUAAGUGAGUGCAUACAUAUUUGUUUCAUACUGGCCCCCCGUGGGAAACAAACCCACAACCCUGGCGUUGCAAGCGCCAUGCUCUACCAAUUGAGCUACACGGGUUAUAAAAUAAUAUCCCAAACUUUGAACAUCCCACGGAGCACCAUUAAAUCCAUUAUUAAAAAAUGGAAAGAAUAUGGCACCACAACAAACCUGCCAAGAGAGGGCCGUCCACCAAAACUCACAGACCAGGCAAGGAGGGCAUUAAUCAGAGAGGCAACAAAGAGACCAAAGAUAACCCUGAAGGAGCUGCAAAGCUCCACAGCAGAGAUUGGAGUAUCUGUCCAUAGGACCACUUUAAGCCGUACACUCCACAGAGCUGGGCUUUACGGAAGAGUGGCCAGAAAAAAGCCAUUGCUUAAAGAAAAAAAAUAGUGUUUGCCAAAAGGCAUGUGGGCGACUCCCCAAACAUAUGGAAGAAGGUACUCUGGUCAGAUGAGACUAAAAUUGAGCUUUUUGGCCAUCAAGGAAAACGCUAUGUCUGGCGCAAACCCAACACCUCUCAUCACCCCGAGAACACCAUCCCCACAGUGAAGCAUGGUGGUGGCAGCAUCAUGCUGUGGGGAUGUUUUUCAUCGGCAGGGACUGGGAAACUGGUCAGAAUUGAAGGAAUGAUGGAUGGCGCUAAAUACAGGGACAUUCUUGAGGGAAACCUGUUUCAGUCGUCCAGAGAUUUGAGACUGGGACGGAGGUUCACCUUCCAGCAGGACAAUGACCCUAAGCAUACUGCUAAAGCAACAAUCAAGUGGUUUAAGGGUAAACAUUGAAAUGUCUUGGAAUGGCCUAGUCAAAGCCCAGACCUCAAUCCAAUUGAGAAUAUGUGGUAUGACUUAAAGAUUGCUGUACACCAGCAGAACCAAUCCAACUUGAAGGAGCUGGAGCAGUUUUGCCUUGAAGAAUGGGCAAAAAUACCAGUGGCUAGAUGUGCCAAGCUUAUAGAGACAUACUCCAAGAGACUUGCAGCUGUAAUUUCUGCAAAAGGUGGCUCUACAAAGUAUUGACUUUGGGGGGGUUGAAUAGUUAUGCACGCUCAAGUUUUCUGUUUUUCUUGUCUUAUUUCUUGUUUGUUUAAAAAAAUAUAUAUUUUGCAUCUUCAACAACAUAGUGCCCUCAAAGCUCAUCACUAAGCUAAGGACCCUGGGACUAAACACCUCCCUCUGCAACUGGAUCCUGGACUUCCUGACAGGCCACCCCCAGGUGGUAAGGGUAGGUAACAACACAUCUGCCACACUGAUCCUCAACACGGGGGCCCCUCAGGGGUGCGUGCCCAGUCCCCUCCUGGACUCCCUGUUCACCCAUGACUGCAUCGCCAGGCAUCACUCAAACACCAUCAUUAAGUUUGCCGACGACACAACAGUGGUAGGCCUGAUCACCAACAAUGAUGAGACAGCCUAUAGGGAGGAGAUCAGAGACUUGGCCGUGUGGUGCCAGGAUAACAACCUUUCCCUCAACGUGAUCAAGACAAAGGAGAUGAUUGUGGACUACAGGGGAAAAAAACGGGGCUGUAGUGGAACAGGUUGAGAGUUUCAAGUUCCUUGGUGUCCACAUCACCAACAAACUAUCAUGGUCCAAACACACCAAGACCGUCGUGAAGAGGGCACGACAAAGCCUAUUCCCCCUCAGGAGACUGAAAAGAUUUGGCAUGGGUCCUCAGAUCCUCAAAAAGUUAUUCAGCUGCACCAUCAAGAGCAUCCUGACUGGUUGCAUCACCACCUGGUAUGGCAACUGCUUGGCCUCUGACCGCAAGGCACUACAGAGGGUAGUGUGUACGGCCCAGUAUAUCACUGGGGCCAAGCUUCCUGUCAUCCAGGACCUCUAUACCAGGCGGUGUCAGAGGAAGGCCCUAAAAAUUAUCAAAGACUCCAGCCACCCUAGUCAUAGACUGUUCUCUCUGUUACCGCACGGCAAACGGUACCGGAGCGCCAAGUCUAGGUCCAAAAGGCUUCUUAACAGCUUCUACCCCCAAGCCAUAAGACUCCUGAACAGCUAAUCAUGGCUACCCGGACUAUUUGCAUUGCCCCCCCACCCCAAUCCCCUCUUUUACGCUGCUGCUACUCUGUUUAUUAUUAUUUAUGCAUAGUGACUUUAACUCUACCCACAUGUACAUAUUACCUCAAUUACCUCGACUAACUGGUGCCCCCGCACAUUGACUCUGUACCAGUACCCCCUGUAUAUAACCACCCUACUGUUAUUUUAUUUUACUGCUGCUCUUUAAUUAUUUGCUAUUUUAAAAAAAUUCUUAAACUGCAUUGUUGGUUAAGGGCUUGUAAGUAAGCAUUUCACUGUAAUAUCUACACCUGUUGUAUUCGGCACAUGUGGCAAAUAAUAUCUCCCCAGUCCUUAACGAUUACAAAUCAAAUCAAAUGUUAUUUGUCACAUACACGUGUUUAGCAGAUGUUAUUGCGGGGGUAGCGAAAUGCUUGUGCGUCUAGCUCCAACAGUGCAGUAAUAUCUAACAAGUAAUCUCUAACAAUUUCACAACAUAUACCCAAUACACACAAAUCUAGUAAGGAAUGGAAUUUAAGAAUAUAUACAUGGACAAGCAAUGACAGAGCGACAUAGACUAAGAUAUAUACAUAUGAGGUGAGCAGUGCAAGAUAUGUAAACAUUAUUAAAGUGACUAGUGUUCCAUUUCUUAAAGUGGCCAGUGAUUUCAAUAGGCAGCAGCAGCCUAGAAUGUGCUAGUGAUGGCUAUUUAACAGUCUGAUGGCCUUGAGAUAGAAGCUGUUUUUCAUUCUUUCGGUCCCAGCUUUGAUGCACCUGUACUGACCUCGCCUUCUGGAUGAUAGCGGGGUGAACAGGCAGUGGCUCGGGUGGUUGAAGUCCUUGAUGAUCUUUUUGGCCUUCCUGUGACAUCGGGUGUUGUAUGUGUCUUGGAGGGCGGGUAGUUUGCCCCCGGUAAUGCGUUCGGCAGACCGCACCACCCUGUGGAGAGCCCUGCGGUUGCGGGCGGUGCAGUUGCCGUACCAGGCGGUGAUACAGCCCGACAGGAUGCUCUCAAUUGUGCAUCUGUAAAAGUUUGUGAGGGUUUUAGGUGCCAAGCCAAAUUUCUUCAGCUUCCUGAGGUUGAAGAGGCUCUGUUGCACCUUCUUCACCACACUGUCUGCGUGGGUGGACCAUUUCAGUUUGUCAGUGAUCUGUAUGCCAAGGAACUUGAAGCUUUCCACCUUCUCCACUGCGGUCCCGUCGAUGUGGAUAGGGGGGUGCACCCUCUGCUGUUUCCUGAAGUCCAUGAUCAUCUCCUUUGUUUUGUUGACAUUGAGUGAGAGGUUAUUUUCCUGGUACCACCCUCCCAGAACCCUCACCUUCUCCCUGUAGGCAGUCUUGUAAUUGUUGGUAUUCAAGCCUACUACUGUUGUGUCAUCUGCAAACUUGAUGAUUGAGUUGGAGGUGUGCUUGGCCACGCAGUCAUGGGUGAACAGGGAGUACAGAAGGGGACUGAGCACGCACCCUUGUGGGGCCCCAGUGUUGAGGGUCAGUGAAGUGGAGAUGUUGUUUCCUACCUUCACCACCUGGGGGCGGCCUAUCAGGAAGUCCAGGACCCAGUUGCACAGGGCAGAGUUCAGACCCAGGGCCUCGAGCUUAAUGAUGAGCUUGGAGGGUACUAUGGUGUUGAAUGCUGAGCUAUAGUCAAUGAACAGCAUUCUUACAUAGGUAUUCCUCUUGUCCAGAUGGGAUAGGGCAGUGUGCAGUGUGAUGGCAUUUGCAACAUCUGUGGAUCUAUUGGGGCGGUAAGCAAAUUAGGGUGACAGGUAAGGUAAAAGUGAUAUGAUCCUUGACUAGUCUCUCAAAGCACUUCAUGAUGACAGAGGUGAGUGCUAUGGGGCGAUAAUCAUUUAGUUCAGUUACCUUUGCUUUCUUUGGUACAGAAACAAUGGUGACCAUCUUGAAGCAUGUGGGAACAGCAGACUGGGAAAGGGAGAGAUUGAAUAGCUUGUCUGCGCAUGCUCUGAAGACGCGGCUAGGGAUGCCGUUUGGGCCGGCAGCCUUGCGGGGGUUAACAUGCUUAAAUGUCUUACUCACGUCAGCCACGGAGAAGGAGAGGCCACAGUCCUUGGUAGUGGGCCUCGUCGGUGGCACUAUGUUAUCCUCAAAGAAGAUGUUUAGCUUGUCUGGAAGCGAGACGUCGGUGUCGGCGACGUGGAUGGUUUUCCUUUUGUAGUCCGUGAUUGUCUGUAGACCCUGCCACAUACGUCUGGUGUCUGUGCCAUUUAAUUGCUACUCCACUUUGUCUCUAUACUGAUGUUUUGCCAGUUUAAUUGCCUUGCGGAGUGAGUAGCUGCACUGUUUGUAUUCUGCCAUAUUCCCAGUCACCUUUCCAUGGUUAAAUGCGGUGGUUCGUGCUUUCAGCUUUGCACGAAUGCUGCCAUCUAUCCACGGUUUCUGGUUAGGGUAGGUUUUAAUAGUCACAGUUGGCACAACAUCACCUAUACACUUCCUGAUAAACUCAGUCACCGUUUCAGUGUAUUCAUCUAAAUUAUUUUCGCAAGCUACCCGGAACAUAUCCCAGUCUAAAUGGAGUCGUGUUCAGAUUUGCCGAAAGGAGGGCGGGGGAGGGCCUUAUAACCAUCCCGGAAGUUCGAAUAGCAAUGGUCGAGGAUUUUAGCAGCGCGAAUACAACAGUCGAUAUGUUGAUAGAACUUUGGCAGCCUAGUGAUUUCACUUGAAGUGGUAGGCAUGUUGUAUAAAUCAAAUGAUACAAACCCCCAAAAAAUCCAUUUUAAUUCUAGGUUGUAUGGCAACAAAAUAGGAAAAAUGUCAAGGGGGGUGAAUACUUUCGCAAGCCACUGUGUGUAUAUAUAUAUCAGCUUUAUUUAAAAAAGUUUCCUCUUUAUGCUAAAAUCAUGGGGCAAUAUGUUGAUGUGCGUAAGUGGUUUGAUGUCUUCUUUGAUAAAGAGAAGUCCAGAAAUGUGAACCUGUAAGCAAAUCCAUAUUAUUGAUAAUACUGUAUAAUUAAAUAUCUUCCAUAUUCAUUAUCUUGCCCCUACAGGGCGUAAUAUUAGGUUGUUUGGAACAUUCUAGCUACAUAAUGAGCACAUUGUGUUUGUAAUAUAAGGAGCACAAUUGUUCAUUAGUCGUGUCUGGGGUCUCGUAAUGCUCCUCUAAUGUGUGUUCCUCCUAUCUUCUCUGUUUCUUUUCUAGGAGGUGAAUUAGUGUUGCCUAUAAUAACAGUGGAUUCCCUUGAGCCCCCAUCCAUCGCCACCCGUCACCCUGCUUUCCCCCCUCCUCCCACCUCCCUGUCCCCACUUGAGACCACCAAAGAGUCCCUGAUGCUGUCCAACCCUCACCCUCCCUGCCCCUCGUACCAGGAGGAAUGCAGUGACCAUGUGGAGGUCUCUGCCUUCGGUUCGGGGGAGUUGACGGAAUCAGAUGACGAGGACUUUUACAAAAACUCCCCCUUGGUCACUGACAGGACAGUCUUGCCUCCUCCUCCCCCCGGCGCGGGUGAGGGUGGGGCCCAGAAACCCCAUAAUCCCCGCCCCCCUCUUUCUGCUCCCACCACCAACCCCGACCAGCUCCACAUCCCCGGCGGGCAAAAUGAACACCCGUGACCAGGUGCUUCUGCCCCCCGCCCCACCAUCAUCUCGGAAUACACCUGGACUAACUUACCCCUCCAAUUUCCCCCAUGUGCCCACAGCUGACCCUACAGCUCCCGGUGAGAAGGUCAUGCACCCCGGCCUGGUGGAUAGGAUCGGAGAGUCCAGUAGCACCACAGGGAUGGUGGUUGGCAUUGUGGCAGCUGCUGCCCUCUGCAUUCUCAUCCUCCUCUACGCCAUGUACAAGUACCGCAACCGUGACGAGGGCUCCUACCAGACGGACCAGGGACACAACUUCAUCAACAACCCAGUUGCCGAGGGCAACGGGGCCGUGGUCAAGCUAGAGAAGACACCAAGUAUAACGGCUACAGUAGCCAAGGCUGUCACCAAGGGCAACAAGAACAAACACAAAGAGUAUUACGUCUGAGAGAGGGAAGGAGAGAGAAGGAGAGCGAGAGAGAGAUAGGCUAGAGGAAAAUCAUGGAAAGGGGGUUCUCCCAAUCAAUUACAAUUCCACAUUAUCCACUAGAUAAAUAUCCCAAGUUUAGGGUGUAAUUGUUACAUUUGUGCCACAGAAACUAACAAAAAAGAAAACUUCCCAUCAGUAUUUCCACAGUUCCUGGUAAAUUAUAUUUUCAUAAUCUCUAUCACAUACCAAGUACUGUAUUAGUUAACAUACCAUUUCAUACUGGAAUAGAAGCAUAUCCAUUUGCUGUCUUUGUAUAUAGCACCCCUAUCUAUCAACUGUAUGGUUAUGGUUCACAGUGAAAACUGAGCUGAGACCGUUGUACUAUAGAAAAGACCAUUGUACUAUAGAAAAAGAUUUGCAUGAAUGUCAGUUCUCAAGAAUCUCGAGUCUCUCUGUCUUCUAAUGACGUCAGAGGUAUCAGUGUGUACCGAUUGGUCGUUAUGGUAGAUAACCACAGAGCAACCCAAUAGUGUUUACUAGAAUAAACGAAAGCCAUACCCAUACUUGGAGACUGGGUGACCCACCUUCUCUGCAGACUAGCCUACCCCAUUUUGUGUUAUCCUGCGUUAAACAAUUUCCACUCAGUCUAUCUCUCUGGUUGUCCAUGGUGAAAUGUUGCUGGUUGAAUAUCAUUGAACCAUGUUUUAAGCAUGAUGCUGUAUUUAUUUCCUUAUGGAAAAUACAGGUUUUCAAAGGUAAUAUACAAUUCACAGCCUAAUUUAGCCAACAACCCCUCUAUGUGGAUGGAUGAGAUGAGCCGGAUUCUGUCUGUGUGAGGAGAGAUCUAAGAGAUCAAAGAGCUACAGUGUGUCAUUCCAUCUAGGAAGAAGCUCCUCAAACUUCACAAAUCUCAAAAAAGCAAAAUGCUACUGUAGCAAAGACAUUGCUCUGUAAACAUAUUUGUCUGUAAAGACGUCUUGGGAUUGAAAAAGCAUUGCUUGUUUGUUUGUUCUCUGGAGUACAUAGACGAACAGACAUGAAAAAUACACUUAAUGUGAGAGAUGUUCUGCCUCCACGGUUACCACUGUCAACACUCCAGCCAGAUUCCCCAUGAGGAGAAGUAGAGAGUGAAUAUGAAAGGGAGCUGCAGGACACAGAUUCACUUUUGAAUAACUUUUUCUAGUGGUUCCUGAGGGAGGGGGAGAUGCCCAACCUUGUGUCAAGAGGCUGGCUUUCCCUUCCUUCUUCAAAAUUGACAUACAAAACUGGAAAGGCACAAACAGUAGAAAAAUAUAUUUGAGAGAUAAACAAGUUUUUCCUUUGAAAGCAAACUGAACGUGUAUUCUGGUUUUUCUACCCAUUAAUAAAAUACUAUUAUGUGAGAUACAUUAUUGAAGGUUUGUGAAUUGUAAAGCUGUUUCUCAGAUAUUUAGGUGUUUCUCUUGUUAGCAUUCCUCCUUAACAAAAUAAGGAGUUCAUUUGUUUGUUACCUUUUAAUCAGAUACAGAUUUGUCUGUGAUGAGACAACAUUGUCUGACUACAGAAACCCAUUGUCAGUAUUUUCUUUUUCAAUGUUGAAUGGCAUUACAUUUCCAUUAAGGACUGGUUAGUGAUUGUAUGUAAACGUUUAGAGGGAAAACACAUAGGGUGAUGUGCAUUUUAUGUACACUGAAAAACAUGGCUCUUUUGGCUGUCGUGUUGCCAUUCUUUCUGUUGUAUUUAUGUUAACAUGUUCAAUUUCUGUGAUUUCCUCUUAUUAUUUUAUGAAGUGCCAUUUAACACUGCUCAGAGUAUAUUCCUGUCCUCACUCAAUGAUACUGUAAAGUGUUCCUGUGAAAUGAAUCUUAAUAUGUGUACAGUACAUUGACAGAGGGGAAAUACACUUGGUAAAAUACUUUGUAUACUCCUGUGUUGAGUGGCUUUUUUAUGGGUACGAAUGCCUUAUCAAAUGAAUGGAUCCUCACUACUACACAUAGCCACCAUAAUAACAGCAUAAACAUGACUUGACAUCUUCAGGGUUAGCUUCCAAUGAUACGCGCAUUCAUUUAGUGGUAGGGAAUGCAUAGCUAGGUAGCUAGUCUACAGGUGCCAAAAUUUGACGUCAGCAUAUAUAAUUACAAGUUUUCCCCUAUUCAUCGAAGGCGAAAAAUACAUAUUGGUUUCCCAGCCAGGUUGGAACAAACGGGGGGGAACGGUCGCUCAAAACUCUGAUGCAGUUGUCAUGUCAUCACAUGAAGAGACAUGCCAAACAGAGGAUGUUUAAAAAAAACUCUUGACAUCAUUGAUAGUCAUGGUUUAUGAACAUUGUCUGGCAGUCUAUAUUUUUUUUAAUGAAGUAUACCCAGACCUCACCAUGUCCAGUGUCAACUGAAAUAGUCCAAGAUUAACUAGAUAGCUAGCUUGAUAAAACAGUGCUGACAAUUCCAUUUGGGCAAGCUAUGCUAAAUUAUUGUCUAUAUUGAUGCUGUUACAAUAACCAAACAGUUGGAUAAACAAAUAAUUUGUGAAACCAUGAUGUGAUGUAUGUUGGACGUUGCAUGCAAUUUCAAUGUUGUUUGAGUGCUUUGUGUAUCAGCAAAUUUUCUUAAUAUAAUCUCACUGCGUCCAUGUUGCUUGACAUGGGCGUUUUCAAAGAACCGUCAGUCAAAGUGAGCUCCUCGCCCACUCAGUCUGUCUUUUCAGACUUCCUGGUAGUUUAACAUUUCAAGCAUUUUUAUCCCCCAAUAAAUAUUAUGGGUGAUGUUUUAGUCACUCAAAUGUCUAUUUUACAUAGGAAUCAGAAUGAAUGUUCGGAACCUUUAACAUACCAUUUCGAAACUUCAGAAGCUAUUUUGAAUACAUGUUCUUGGUCCUACACUCUCUGGGUUAAAAACAACCCAAUUUGGGGUAUUUAGUAACCCAACGCUGGGUAAAUAUUGGACAGAACACACACGUGGCUUAUUAGGGGUGUGGCUUUCAGAUAAUUAUUUUUGGCCACCCGUAAAACAGGUCGUCAUUGUAAAUUAGAAUUUGUUCUUAAUUGACUUACCUGUAUAAAUAAAGGUGAAUAAAUAAAAUAAAUAAGAGUAAAUGUCAUUACUGUUCAUCGUGUUAAGUUUGUACACUGCAAAUUUCAAUUUUCCUUGAAAAAAUUUUACAUUACAUAUUCUAAUAUCUAUUCCUAACAUUAUUAUUUACAUAUCCCAGCAUUGGGAUAUGCAUAGUCUCUUGAGGAACUCUGCACUUGUGUAAGCUUCAUAAGUGUCAGUGUUCAACCUUAACAUUUGAUAACAAUACAACAGAACAGAUGAACCAAGAUUUUUUUUUUGUUAUCUAUGGGAGUCACAAACAUGUCUCUAUCAGGACCAGUGUACCAUAUCUAUUUGCAUGCAGAGCACCGGAACUGAAGCGGAAUUAAGAACCUGUGUUUUGUGCAGUCAUGUGACAUGCCUGGAUUUUAACCUUUAUUGAAAGCUUUUUCAGCAAACUGUCCCCUUUUCUUUUUAUGUCACAUUGUACAGCCCCAUCAUUAGACAAUCGCUUUAAUUUUUUGGUGUAAUUCUCAUUUCUGGAAAAGGCUUAAAAUACAGGACAAAAUCUUGCUAUGUCACAUGAUUGAGAAAAACAAUCCAUAGUCUAAACAUAGUGUAAUGUGUGAGUGAAAUUAGUGUAGAAUAAGACCCUCCCUGCCCCCACUUGAGACCACCAAAGAGUCCCUGAUGCUGUCCAACCCUCACCCUCCCUGCCCCUUGGACCAGGAGGACUGUGGUGACCAUGUGGAGGUGACCAGGUGCUUCUGUCUAGUUCAACAGCAAUCACUCACUGACUGGGUUGGUAACGGACCAGGAGGACUGUGGUGACCAUGUGGAGGUCUCUGCCUUCGGUUCAGGGGAGUUGACGGAAUCAGAUGACGAGGACUUUUACAAAAACUCCCCCCUGGUCACUGACAGGAAAGUCUUAUGGGGCGCAGAAACCCCAUAAUCCCAGCCCCCCGUCUUUCUGCUCCCACCACCAACCCUGACCAGCUCCACAUCCCUGUGGGCAAAAUGAACACCCGUGAC
This is a messenger RNA of Coregonus sp. 'balchen', 23651 nucleotides long. The record is from the annotation of a GenBank genome assembly. Lineage: Eukaryota; Metazoa; Chordata; Actinopteri; Salmoniformes; Salmonidae.